CACCCCACAAAACGCAACUGUUACACAAUUUUUUCUCACAGUAUCUUUUCAAUACUUGUCAGCAUUUUCAAUAAAAGUGCAAGAAUAUCGAUCUAAACGACUAAUAACUAAAGAGCCAGAAUGGUGGUAAGAACAUAUCAAGAUGAACUCAAAUAUCUGGAGAGGAUCAACUCGGUGACAUGGCGCAUCAAGAAAGGCUUUGUGGAAAACAUGAAUGUGGAAGGCAUGUUCUUCGUGAAUGAGUUCCUGGAGAAGUUGAUGUUUGAUGAGCUGAAGCAGUCUUGUCGUUCUGGGGGCUUCGGGGGCUUCCUGCCUGGCAUGAAGCAGAUUGGCAAUGUGGCGGCACUCCCUGGGAUAGUCGGGAAAUCUAUUGGUUUACCAGAUGUGCAUAGUGGGUACGGAUUUGCAAUUGGAAACAUGGCAGCCUUUGACAUGGCAGAUCCCAACUCUGUCAUUUCGCCAGGUGGGGUUGGCUUUGACAUAAACUGUGGAGUGCGACUCCUGCGGACCAACCUCACAGAGAAAGACGUGCUGCCAGUGAGGGAACAACUGGCUCAGAGCCUGUUUGAUCAUAUCCCUGUAGGCGUGGGAUCCAAGGGGAUCAUCCCAAUGAAUGCCAAAGACUUGGAGGAGUGUUUGGAGAUGGGAAUGGACUGGUCCCUACGGGAAGGUUACAGCUGGGCUGAAGACAAGGAGCACUGCGAGGAGUACGGGCGCAUGUUGCAGGCGGACCCUUCCAAAGUUAGCCCUCGGGCAAAGAAAAGGGGCCUUCCACAGCUGGGCACACUGGGAGCUGGAAACCACUAUACGGAGAUUCAGGUGGUAGAUGAGAUAUUCGAUGAGUAUGCGGCCAAGAAGAUGGGAAUUGAGUUCAAGGGACAGAUCUGUGUGAUGAUCCACUGCGGCAGUAGAGGGCUCGGCCACCAGGUGGCAACAGAUUCCCUGGUUGUCAUGGAGAAAGUGAUGAAGCGUGACAACAUCCUCACUAACGACCGUCAGCUAGCCUGCGCAAAGAUUAACUCUCCAGAGGGUCAGGACUACCUCAAGGGCAUGGCGUCAGCCGCUAACUACGCCUGGGUCAAUAGGUCAAGUAUGACCUUCCUGGCAAGACAGGCAUUUGCAAAGAUGUUUGAAUCGACGCCAGAUGACCUUGACAUGCACAUCAUCUACGACGUGUCUCACAACAUCGCCAAAGUGGAAGAACAUUUCCUGGACGGCAAGCAAAAGACGCUCUUGGUUCACAGGAAGGGAUCUACACGGGCUUUCCCGCCACACCAUCCGCUCAUUCCUGUGGAUUAUCAGUUGACAGGUCAGCCUGUGUUGAUAGGCGGCACCAUGGGCACAUGCAGUUACGUUCUGACAGGAACGGAGCAAGGAAUGAACGAGACCUUUGGCACAACCUGUCAUGGAGCUGGUCGAGCAUUAUCGAGGGCCAAGUCGAGGCGUAACCUUGACUACAUGGAUGUGUUGAAUGCUCUGGAGGAGAAGGGUAUCAGCAUCAGAGUGGCAUCACCAAAACUAGUCAUGGAAGAGGCUCCAGAGUCCUAUAAAAAUGUGACAGACGUGGUGGACACAUGUCACAUAGCGGGCAUAAGUAAGAAGGCUAUAAAAUUACGACCUAUUGCUGUCAUCAAAGGGUGAAAUCAAGGCAUGGAAUUAUACAUUAAAAAUAAAAAUAAAAGUGGACCUGGCAUUUCCCGCCUGGCAUGAGUCUGUACUGCUAAUACAGGGGCUGUUUUGCUGAUUAAAUCAAUCAGGCUGGCAAAAACAAUUGAUUCACAGAUUUUGUCUGCAAAAAACAUGCGUCAAAUAUGUACUUAUAAUUCAUUGAAAGGUGCCUUUUCAUAGGUUUUGACAUGAAUUGAAGUUUUUCAUUAAAUGCUUUUUAUUGAUAAAUGUAAACAUUGGAUCUAAAAAGCACCAGUAAAAAAUCAAGAAUAAAAUUCAAAAAAGAAAUAAAAGAAACCCUCAACAAGGCUCGAACCACUGAGUCGACUGACCCCUGGAGUCCUGGAGUAUAAGUCUACCACUUAGACCACUCAGCCAUCCUUGCUCUUACAAUGGUGGAUGUAUUUUAUACUUUAUAUAAGCAAUCCUCAUAGUUUCAGAAAAUAUAACGACAACAACCGAACUCUCCAAAUUAUUCAAUCGUUUCUCGUUGCAAAGCUUUAUAAUUUUCAGGUUUUUACAUCGUCAAAAGAUUCAUAUAAUGGGUAUUUUAGAGCAUGGUAAAUGUUCAGUAUUACUGUUUCCUCACAAAUAUCAUAACUUAAACGAAAAUUUGCAAAUCUCAAACAACUUUUUUUAAUUUUGUCAAUUUACCAAAACGUGAAAAGGCCCCUUUCAUACACUUCAGCCAUUUUUGAUUCAGUGCCAGAAGAUGUACGAAGUCAAAGUUUAUACUGUGGCGUGGGCUUUAUUAUUGUUAAUGAUUUGGUAUGUUUUAAUUAUGCUGAACUAUGCUUAAAAAAGCUAAAGACACAAACAAUUUGAAUAUUAUGUGCUUAUCUAUGCAAUACAAGGUAGCUGUAUGUAUGUGUUGUUUACCCCCAUUUUUUCCUGCGUGAAUAACGGUUUAUUAUGCUCCCCCAAAAUUUUUUGGGAGAGCAUAUAGUCGCCGUUUCGUCUGUCCGUGCCCUCGUCCGUGCACAUUUUUUGUCCGGGCUAUUUCUCAGCAAUUAAUGACCGGAAUUCAAUUAAACUUUAUGGGAAGCUUCACUACCCAGAGGAGAUGCGCAUAUUAUCAGCCAGUUCUGGUCGGAUGAUUUUUCAUAGAGUUAUGGCCCUUUGAAAUUUUCCAUUAACUGUACAUAUAGUGCAAUUCUUGUCCGUUCUAUUUCUCAGCAACUAAUGACAGGAAUUCAAUGAAACUUUAGUUAUGACUCUUUGAAAUUUUCCAUUAACUGUACAUAUAGUGCAAUUCUUGUCCGGGCUAUUGCUCAGCAACUAAUGACCGGAAUUCAAUGAAACUUUAUGGGAAGCUUCACUACCAAAAGGAGAUGUGCAUAUUAUCAGCCGGUUCUGGUCGGAUGAUUUUUCACAGAGUUAUGGCCCUUUGAAAUUUUCCAUUAACUGUACAUAUAGUGCAAUUCUUGUCCGGGCUAUUUCUCAGCAACUAAUGACCGGAAUUCAUUGAAUCUUUAUGGGAAGCUUCACUACCUUGAGGAGAUGCGCAUGUUAUUUGUGGGUUCUGGUUAGAUGAUUUAUUUAGAGAGUUAUGGCCCAAAUUUUUAAGUUGCUAAACCAUGCAUCGUAUUAUUUUGUCCAAAGUUAUGCCCCUCAAGACGUUUCCUUUUAUCUGAAUAUAUAGUGCAAUAUUGUGACAAAAAAAACUUAAGGGAGCAUCACCCGUCUCCGACGGUUUCUUGUUUUUUUUGUACGAAACUGUUUUGGGAUAUGAGAAAUACCUUAUGAUUAUGUCACAAUAUAUAAAUUUAUGAUAAGGAUUAUAGUGUUAAAUCCGGAUUCAAGUAAUACAUUAUUGUUUAAUGUUGAGUAUUUAAAGAGGAUUUAAAUAGGUACAACUUGUAAUUGCCAAUCAUUGCACAACAUUGAUUUACCUUUAAUGGUGUACUUGUUUAAUGUUUGUUAUGAUGUGUUGAUUUUGUUCGAAUGAUCAUCAUGGUUUACAAACUUGUAAAUGUUUAUUACAAAAAUAAAUAAAAUGGGUUUUAUAA
Messenger RNA from Dreissena polymorpha, 3677 nucleotides. Its product is annotated as RNA-splicing ligase RtcB homolog. The record is from RefSeq and is a predicted model, not a curated record. Bases 121 to 1641 code for a protein of 506 amino acids. Gene Ontology annotation, cellular component: nucleus; tRNA-splicing ligase complex. Lineage: Eukaryota; Metazoa; Mollusca; Bivalvia; Myida; Dreissenidae. Gene Ontology annotation, molecular function: RNA ligase (ATP) activity. The transcript is spliced from 14 exons. Gene Ontology annotation, biological process: tRNA splicing, via endonucleolytic cleavage and ligation.